Messenger RNA from Camellia sinensis, 1098 nucleotides. The record is from RefSeq and is a predicted model, not a curated record. NCBI's taxonomy places the organism in Eukaryota, Viridiplantae, Streptophyta, Magnoliopsida, Ericales, Theaceae.
AUGACAUGGGCUCAAUUCAAUGAGAUCUUCUAUGACAAGUAUUUUCCCCAGUGUUUUCGAGAUCGGAAAGUUUUAGAAUCUCAGGAACUCAACCAAGGCAACAUGUCCGUAGCCGAAUAUGAGGCUAAAUUCACUGAAUUGGCUCUCUUUGCUCCUCACAUGGUAGAUAUGGACUACAAGAAAGCCCGAAAAUUUGAAGAAGGAUUGCACUUAGAUGUAUUUGAUCGGGUAGGUGUCUUGGAGCUGCCUACAUAUGUAGACGUACUUGACAGAGCUCGCAUGGCUGAAGCCAAUCUAGCUGCAAAGAAACAUACUAAAGCUCCAACAACUGAACGGAGAGGUAAAAGAUCUGGAUUCAGUUUUAAGAAGGACCGUUCAUUUGUUAUGAAUAAGAAACAAAAUAUGGGAUCUUCUAGUAGCUCAAGUCAAAGCAGUAGAAAGACAGGUUACAUGAUAAGAGAUUGUCCAAUCGGGUCAGAAAAUGCCAACCGUCCUAUAGCAAGUUUAGCAGGAUCUGCUUCUGGAUCAAGAACAAAUGUUAGAACUAAUACAGGAAGAGAACCCUUGAGACAGGGUAGAGUUUUUGCACUUGUGCCUGGCGACGUACAAAAUACCGAAUUAGUGGUGUCAGGUAUAAUUUCUAUCUGUGCCCAGAAUGCCUAUGUGUUGAUAGAUUCUGGUUCCACGCAUUCUUUUGUAUCAUAUGCUUUUUCUCAGAAAUUAACUAGACCAUUAGAACCUAUGAACUAUUUAUUAUCUGUGUCUGAGCCAUCUGGAGGUUCUAUAAUAUGUGCUUAUGUCUAUCCGACAUGUGAUAUUAUGGUUGGUAAUAUGACAUUAUAUGCUGAUUUGUUGCCCCCGAGCAUUGAUCGUGUUGAUUGUAUUCUAGCAACGGAUUGGCUGGUGAAAUAUUGUGCUAUCAUUGGUUGUGUGAGUAAAUCUGUUGUGUUUAGACCAACUAGUAUGCCUGAGUUUGUUUUUAUUGGAAAUGGGGUAGUUUCUCCGGCAUACUUGAUUUCAUGUAUGAAAGCCACGAAAUUAUUAAGAAAAAGGUUGUCGGGGCUACUUGUGUUAUGUGUUGACUGCAUCUUCGUAUAG